Messenger RNA from Meloidogyne enterolobii, 1090 nucleotides. NCBI's taxonomy places the organism in Eukaryota, Metazoa, Nematoda, Chromadorea, Rhabditida, Meloidogynidae. The record is from the annotation of a GenBank genome assembly.
AUGCCACCCGACUCCGCGCUCAUCUUGUUGAUUUGUACUUGUUUAUAUUUUUCCUCCUUUUUUUUUAUUUUUUUUCUCGAUUCCUUACAUCUUGAUUUUCUUUAUUGCUUUUAUAUUUAUACUACCUUAUUUCUCCCUUCCAUCAUUUGCUUGGCCUUUUUUCCUUCUUCCUGUUUGUUUCCCUUCAUUUUAUUUUUAUAUCCCUUUUCAUCAUCAAUAACACAAAUAAUUGCCCCUUAUAAUUUUUAUAUUUUGGUAGUUGGAAUUUAUAUUUAAACUUGGAAAUUACUUUAAACUUAAAUCAGUCAGGUUCCUACGGACACCUAAAACACUCUCCUUUGUAAGUUAGAUAUGAAAGAAUGCUUUGGCCAAAGAACUCAUUUAACUCCUUGGCCACACAACUAUGAUUUAAAAUUUACUAGAUAACUUAUAGAGGGAUGAUAACUUUACAUUUUUCCUUAUGCCAUUGCUAAAACUUUUGAAAUUGUCAAAGGCUCCCUUCUUACUAAAGCUUCGCUCUUUUAGCCGUUUAUGUUUUGGCGCUUUUUUACGAUUAAAUACUUUAUCUUUUUAAUCUUUUUUUUGUAAAAUUUUCUUUUUGACUAUCUGGCCGGCCAAAUAUUCCUUCUAAAUUUUCUCAUCUUACAACCAUAUACAUUAAGUCUAAAACUCGCUCCUCCCCUUCUUCCCACCCCUUCUCCCAAUUCUUUUUCCUUCGACCGUUCCGCCUACUUCAAAUACUUCCCUCAUUCAUUCUUCAGCUUCAUUUUUACCACUUUCCUCCCUUUUUUCCCUCCUCAAUUCAAUUAUCCCGUGGCCAUCCUUAUUCAAUUAUCCCGUGGCCUUUUGGCUCUUGACCUCUCAUUUUUCUUUUUUGCUCCUUUCUCGACACUUUUCCCAAUUUUCCUUUUUAGCUUCCCCUCACAAAAAUAUAAUAAUGUUAGCUUCUUUUUUAUAAACAAAAAAAUCCAGAGAAUAACUUUUGGCUUAUUUAUAUUCCUUUUUUUGAUUAACAACUUCCAUAAAUUCUUUUUCUAUUUUUUCACCUUUCUUGACAUAUUUUUACUCCCUUUUUCUGAUACUCGUUGGC